AUGGCAAUGACAGCUCGUUUAAGAUCUGGCCUUCCUCUCCUCCGCCGGGCCCUCAACGCCGGCAACCUCUUCGCUGCCGAGAGAUCCGUAGCUUCAGUGGCCGCCGUCUGCCCGAUUGUCUCCAAGCCGGAGUUCGCAAGGAGUUACGCGAGUAGUCCUCCUGCAAAUCAGCAGAAAGUCAAGGUUCCUUUGAAAUUGUACGGCGUUUCUGGGAACUAUGCCACAGCUUUGUACAUUGCAGCAGUUAAAGCCAAUGUGCUUGAUAAGGUUGAGUCCGAGCUGCAUACGUUAAUCCAGGCGUCCAAGAAAAGCCCAACCUUUUCUCAAUUCAUGAAGGAUUUAUCAGUUACUGCAGAUACAAGGGUGAAAGCUAUAAAGGACAUUUGCGCUGAAACUAAAUUUUCGGAAAUCACAAAGAACUUCUUGGUUGUUGUAGCCGAAUCUGGGAGGCUGGGGCACUUAGAACGUAUAGAACAGAGAUUUUCUGAACUGACUAUGGCACAUAGAGGAGAAGUUAAAGCUACAGUGACCACUGUGAUUCCGUUACCACCAGAAGAGGAGAAAGAGCUGAAGGAAACACUGCAGCAUAUACUUGGACAAGGCACAAAAGUUAAAGUUGAGCAGAAAAUUUUAGAGCUUUCUUCGUCCAUUAAAAUCGACCACUCCCAAACUUCAAAUCGCUCGAAGAUCCCAUCUUUGUAUCGCCAUAUCUCAGCCUUCAUCAUUCAUCGCCUCCAUAAUCCUUCAGCCUGUCGCGCCUAUCCCCUCGGUUCGGCCAACCUGCAGACGCCGUACGACCGCCGUGGGGAUCCAGUGAGCAAUGGCGUUUUCAGCGGAAACGAAGAAAUUUAG
Molecule: messenger RNA, 852 nt
Organism: Striga hermonthica
Lineage: Eukaryota; Viridiplantae; Streptophyta; Magnoliopsida; Lamiales; Orobanchaceae
Source: the annotation of a GenBank genome assembly